ACCAUUUUCGUCAUGAAGACAAUCCCGAUCCAAUCUUUUCUCCUCCCCCUCCUUUUAUUCAUCUCCCUUUCCUUUUUGGAAGCCGGAGCACCGAGCGAAGCACAAGCUCUUCUCAAAUGGAAGUCCAGCUUGUCUCAGCCAGAUGCUCUGAGCUCAUGGUCCCUUGCCAACUCUACCACCCCAUGCGGAUGGUUUGGUGUCUGCUGCAACUCCGCAGGCAGCAUCGUGAAGCUGAGCUUACCCAAUGCCAACCUCAACGGCACCCUCCAUGAAUUAGACUUUGCUUCUCUGCCCGGCCUCACCAAGCUCAACCUCCAUCAUAACUAUCUCCAUGGCCCCAUUCUUUCAAACAUUUCUGCUCUCUCCCAGCUCACGUCAUUAGACCUUCGUACCAACCAGUUCCAUGGAUCCAUUCCUCCAGAGAUCGGUCAGCUCUUUGAGAUGGUCGACCUUCGUCUCUACAUCAACCAUCUUGAUGGGCGAAUCCCGGCGGAGAUUGGAUCGGCCACAAAGUUGCAACUCCUAUUACUCUUCAUCAACAAGCUAUCAGGUCCAAUCCCCCCAGAGAUUGGGAGGCUGGCCAACCUGCAGCAAUUGGAUCUAUCUAUCGGUAACCUCAAUUAGUGGUUCAAUCCCUCCAGAGAUCGGGAGGCUGGCCCACUUGCAGCUAUUGGAUCUAUCCGACACUUCAAUUAGUGGUCCAAUCCCUGGGAUAAUAGGAAACCUCGCACAGCUCACUUCCCUAGCCCUCAUGAAAAAUAAUCUGAACGGCACAAUCCCAGCAGAGAUCGGAAACAUGACGGCAAUGGCUAGCCUUGACCUCAGCAACAACCAAUUGGAGGGUGAGCUGCCGGACACCAUUGCUCAGCUUCCAAAUCUUGAGUUCAUUUCGGUCUUGAACAACAAACUCAGUGGUCACAUCCCUCGAUACCUCGGCCAGAAUGGGCAUUUGAACAGUGUCAUCU
This is a messenger RNA of Elaeis guineensis (African oil palm), 965 nucleotides long. The record is from RefSeq and is a predicted model, not a curated record. NCBI's taxonomy places the organism in Eukaryota, Viridiplantae, Streptophyta, Magnoliopsida, Arecales, Arecaceae.